AUGGAGAAAGAGACUGGCGUGACGCGCGAGCCUGUCCAGGGCCUCGCCGUCACCGACGAUGUUAACGCCAUCGAGGCUCCCGUCACCUGGAAGGCCUACCUGAUCUGCGCCUUUGCCUCCUUUGGAGGAAUCUUCUUCGGUUAUGACUCCGGUUACAUCAACGGUGUCCUGGGUUCCUCGAUCUUCAUCGAGGCCGUCGAGGGCCCCGGCGCCACAUCCAUUGGCGAAUCCGACACUUCCCUCAUCGUCUCUAUCCUAUCUUGCGGUACCUUCUUCGGUGCCCUCAUUGCUGGUGACUUGGCCGACAUGAUGGGCCGCAAGUGGACCGUCAUUCUUGGCUGCCUCAUCUACAUGAUCGGUGUCAUAAUCCAGAUGAUUACCAACGUCAACACCGCUCUCGGCCCCAUCGUCGCCGGUCGUCUCAUUGCUGGUAUUGGUGUGGGUUUCGAGUCCGCCGUCGUCAUUCUGUACAUGUCUGAGAUUUCACCCAAGAAGGUUCGUGGUGCUCUCGUCUCCGGCUACCAGUUCUGCAUCACCAUCGGUCUGCUCUUGGCUGCUUGCGUCGUCUACGCCACCAAGGACCGAACCGACACUGGCUCCUACCGCAUCCCCAUCGCCAUCCAGUUCCCCUGGGCUAUCAUCCUCGGCGGCGGUCUGAUGCUCUUCCCCGACUCCCCCAGAUACUUCGUCAAGAAGGGCAGACUUGCCGAUGCCGCCCGCUCUCUCUCUCGCCUUCGUGGCCAGCCCGAGAACUCGGAGUACAUCCAAGUCGAGCUCGCCGAGAUCGUCGCCAACGAGGAGUACGAGCGCCAGCUUGUCCCCAACACCACCUGGUUCGGCACCUGGGCCAACUGCUUCAAGGGUUCUGUCUUCAAGGCCAACUCCAACUUGCGCAAGACCAUUCUCGGUACUUCUCUUCAGAUGAUGCAGCAGUGGACCGGUGUCAACUUCAUCUUUUACUACUCGACUCCUUUCCUCCAGUCCACCGGUGCUAUUGACAACACCUUCCUGAUCUCCCUCGUCUUCACUCUCGUCAACGUCUGCUCGACUCCUCUGUCCUUCUGGACCGUCGAGAGAUUCGGUCGCCGCACGAUCCUCCUCUGGGGCGCAACUGGCAUGUUGAUCUGCCAGUUCCUUGUUGCCAUCAUCGGUGUCACUGUCGGCUUCAACCACACUCACCCCGAUCCCGCCGAUGCCACCAAGAGCAUCGCCAACAACAUCCCCGCCGUCAACGCUCAGAUCGCCUUCAUCGCAAUCUUCAUUUUCUGGUUCGCCUCCACCUGGGGCCCCGGCGCCUGGGUUCUCAUUGGCGAGAUUUUCCCUCUGCCCAUGCGCUCCCGUGGUGUCGCCCUUUCCACCGCUUCCAACUGGCUCUGGAACACCAUCAUUGCCGUCAUCACCCCUUACAUGGUCGGUGAGAACCGCGGUAACUUGAAGUCCUCCGUCUUCUUCGUCUGGGGCGGUCUCUGCUCCUGUGCACUGGUCUACACCUACUUCCUGGUUCCCGAGACCAAGGGCCUGUCCCUGGAGCAGGUCGACAAGAUGAUGGAGGAGACAACUCCCCGCACCUCGGCCAAGUGGGUGCCCCACGAGACCUUUGCCUCUCAGGUCGCCCGCAACGGCGUCUUGGACAAGGUCACCGUCGACAACGUCGAGCGUCGCAGUUCCAACGUCUAA
Molecule: messenger RNA, 1677 nt
Organism: Colletotrichum higginsianum IMI 349063
Lineage: Eukaryota; Fungi; Ascomycota; Sordariomycetes; Glomerellales; Glomerellaceae
Product: Hexose transporter
Exons: 2
Coding region: 1-1677 (558 amino acids)
Biological process (GO): transmembrane transport; carbohydrate transport
Cellular component (GO): membrane
Molecular function (GO): carbohydrate:proton symporter activity
Source: RefSeq, a predicted model, not a curated record